Messenger RNA from Bacidia gigantensis, 1068 nucleotides. RefSeq lists its product as uncharacterized. The transcript has a single exon. The coding region runs from base 1 to 1068 and encodes 355 amino acids. The record is from RefSeq and is a predicted model, not a curated record. NCBI's taxonomy places the organism in Eukaryota, Fungi, Ascomycota, Lecanoromycetes, Lecanorales, Ramalinaceae.
AUGACUGGCCUAAGUAGCACCGACGCCCUGCAUACAAGCAGAAAAGAAGCCCUAGCACACGCAGAAAUUAUCGACAGUCGUCCUACAGACCGUGACGACACCGUCCCACUUAAUGUGAUCAAGCCCGCAACAUCGCGCGUAUACGCGAAGAGCGGACAUCAGAGGAAACGAUCAAAGCUUGCAGACCACGAGCAGAUAGCGGAUAUUGUGCUUGCACAAACGCCAAGUCAGGCAGCAGGACAUGUGGAACAGUACCACUCACGGCCGAUUAGGGUAUCAUCUUCCUUAGGAACAAAAGAUGGUGCCAUUUCGGGCUAUCCCCCAAUUAGGUCGAAACCUUCGAUCCAGAAUGAGAGGCUAGUAAUCAAGACUCGGAAAACAAAACGUGAGUAUAACAGAGGGCCCAAGAAAAGGUGGACAGACCAAGAGACGAAUGACCUGAAAGCGGGUGUGGCAUUAUGUGGCGUUGGAAAUUGGAAAAAGAUUCUUGAUCAUCCAAGAUUUCACUUUGGCGAAGGGAGAACCUAUGUCGACCUGAAGGACAAGUUUCGCACUCUAUUUCCUCCUGAUAAACCCGAGAGGUGGGCUCAAGCUGCGAAAGAGACACUCACAGAGCGACCGGAUGACAACAGUACACACGACCGGCUAAUAUAUAGACUCUGGACCGACGAGGAAGACGCUAGGCUAGAUCUUGGUUUCGAAGUGUACGGUUUCCAGUGGCAGCUCAUUGUACAGGAUGAGUCAUUACGACUCAGCCAAUAUAGACCAGAUCAAGUAAGAGAUAGGUUUCGUCGGAGGCACCCUGAUGAAUAUGACAAGCCAAGUCGUGUUUCAAAGCUGAUGAUGCCCAAAAAAAGGCAGGGCCGACCGCGCAAGGACCAAAGGCAAGGUGGAGAAGGUGACACUGACACCGUCAUGCUCGAAAAGGAUCAAUCGCAUCCCCGGCAUUUUAGUGAAGGAAAGGGGCUCCCGUCGAUAUCAAUUCAGGAAGACGAUGCUCAGGGUACUGCCGGAUUACCCCCAUUAGAUUGGGACAAUAUGGCAGUUCGACCUAUUUUUGACCUGUGA